This is a messenger RNA of Alosa sapidissima (American shad), 1016 nucleotides long. Its product is annotated as probable thiopurine S-methyltransferase. Gene Ontology annotation, molecular function: thiopurine S-methyltransferase activity. Lineage: Eukaryota; Metazoa; Chordata; Actinopteri; Clupeiformes; Clupeidae. The record is from RefSeq and is a predicted model, not a curated record. The transcript is spliced from 9 exons. The coding region runs from base 142 to 840 and encodes 232 amino acids.
AACUCCUCCCCUUACAGCGACUUCCUGUUAGAGAAAUAGCAAAACAUCAACAGCUGAAUGUAUGAAAGCAUUUGCACAGCUAGUAAGUGAGCAUCAAAGCGAGGAGUCACGGCUAUCCUGCGUUGGUUGGGCUGGUUCAGGAUGGCAGCUCAGGCAAAUAGGGUGAUGGCAUUGUCAGAGUGGGAGGACCGUUGGCAGACGGGCAGGACUGGCUUCCACCAACCCCAAGUUCACAAGCUGCUUGAAAACAACCUUGACAAGGUGCUGUGUGGGCGAAAUGAAGUGCGGUUCUUUUUUCCUCUCUGUGGGAAAGCUGUUGACAUGAAAUGGCUAGCGGAUAAGGGCCAUUCCGUGGUAGGGGUAGAGAUAUCCGAAAAGGCUAUUAAGCAGUUCUUUGAAGAGCACAAGUUGACCUACAGUGAAGAGUCAGUCCCAGCCAUACCAGGAGCAAAGGUGUUCAAGAGUUCCAAUGGAAAGAUCUCUCUGUACCAGUGUGACCUCUACAAGUUUUCCAGCGAUGUUGUAGGGCAGUUUGGGGGAAUCUGGGACAGAGGUUCCCUGGUGGCCAUUAACCCCUGUGACAGAGAAAAGUAUGCUACUCUCAUCCUAUCCCUAAUGGACAAGAACUGCAGGUAUCUCCUGGACACAUUGUUGUAUAACCCAGAGUUAUACAAAGGUCCUCCAUUUUUAGUUUCUGAUGAAGAUGUUAAAAAUCUCUUUGGUAAAACCUGUGAUAUUGCAUUCCUGCAAUCAGAGGAUGCUUUCAUGGAUCGCCACAAGGAUUGGGGUUUGGACUACCUCACAGAGAAAGUGCAUCUGCUGACUCUGAAGGCUAAUUAGGCCUGAAUGGAGACUGAGUGGGUUUAAAGAAUGGUUUUAGGAAAGCAAAAAUGCUGCUAAAAUGAGUGAUCCUCUUAUCAGAGUAUGUGUGACAUAAUCUGUGUUCUUUUUAAUUGAUGUUACUGAUGUAAUUUUCUUCAUUGAUUUGACAAUAAACAAAGCAGGUUUUUUAUGCA